GUCCGCAGCUGCGCAUCGCUGCGAACGCCAUCUUUACAGAACAUCCUUUUGUAGGACCCAGUUGUUCGUCCUUUGCUCAUACAGUUCUACUGUAGGCCAUAAUAAACUUUACAUUUCUCUUGAUGCUCUUGGAUUAAAGCUGGACAACGUAUACGUUACAAAAACGACUACAAUGACAAGCAGCAAUCUUACACCGGUUAAUAUUCAAAACAGUGCUCCUUCGCCGAGACCCCUCAACGCACAGCGCAAUUUGGCGUCACCAGCAGCUGAACAGGGGGCAGAAAUGGAGGGAUCAACACCAGCUUCGGAAUCAGUACCUGAAAGUGGUGCCAACGAGUCACUGGAGAUGAUCCUUGACUUGAAAAGCUUCAGAAGACCCGGGGAGAAAACGUUUACCCAGCGAUGCAGGUUGUUCGUGGGUAACCUGCCCACAGACUUGACAGAAGAGGAUUUUAGGAAGCUUUUUGCGAAAUAUGGAGAAGCCAGCGAGGUGUUCAUUAACCGGGACCGGGGAUUCGGAUUCAUUCGGCUGGAAACCAGAACACUGGCAGAGAUCGCCAAGGCCGAGUUGGACGGGAUAGUAAUGAGGAAUCGGCCAAUCCGCGUUCGCUUUGCCACCCACGGCUCAGCUCUCACCGUGCGGAAUUUAUCCCCGGUGGUGUCAAACGAACUACUGGAACAGGCCUUUUCCCAGUUUGGGCCGGUGGAGCGGGCCAUUGUGGAGGUGGACGACCGGGGCAGACCCACUGGCAAGGGCUUUGUCGAGUUCGCCUCCAAACCAGCAGCUCGCAAAGCAUUGGACCGCUGCACAGAUGGGGCCUUUUUACUGACCACAACACCCUGUCCUGCUAUUGUUGAGCCAACAGACCAGUUUGACGAUGAGGACGGCCUUCCUGAAAAGAUUUUACAAAAAAGUGCUCAAUAUCACAAGGAGAGAGAGAAGCCCCCUCGCUUCGCCCAGCCUGGGACGUUUGAGUUUGAGUACUCCUCCCGCUGGAAGGCCCUGGAGGAGAUGGAGAAGCAGCAGCGCGAGCAGGUGGAGCGCAACAUCAGUGAGGCCAAAGAGAAGCUGGAGGCCGAGAUGGAGGCAGCGCGACACGAGCACCAGCUCAUGAUGAUGAGACAAGAUCUAAUGCGACGUCAAGAAGAACUGAGGCACCUGGAGGAGUUGAGGAAUCAAGAGCUGCAAAAACGCAAACAGAUAGAAAUGAGGCAUGAGGAGGAGAGGCGCAGGCGAGAGCAGAUGAUGCGGCAGUCUGAGCAAGAGGAAAUGAGGCACCAGACAGACGGUUUUAAACCCAGCUACAUGGACAAUAGAGACCAGGAUGUGAGGAUGGGAGAUGUGGGACCACGUGGACCGUUAAACAUGGCAGAUGCAUAUAACCCCACCCCUGGCAACGCUAACAAGGCCCCCCCUCAGAUGAGCAUCACCGGCCGGGGAGGAGCCCUGGCGGCUGAGGGAGGGGCCAACAUGGGAACCCCGAUGAUGCCCCCGGAUACUGGCACCAUGCGUGUGGACAGGUUCUCCCAUGGCACCGCACCCCCCUCUCCGGGGUUCCCCAUGGGGGGUCGACCAGGACUGGAGCCCCAGCAGCAGCCCCCACUGGGCGUGGUAGGCUCAGGCCCUAUGGGUGAUGGGGCUGGUGGCCCAGGGGGAUUUGGCCGGGCCAGCCCUGGCGGUGGUAACUUUGAUGGGCCCAACAGCAAACGCCGCCGAUACUGAAAAGAUUUGCACAGGCCCCCUCCCCUGUGGCAAGCCUGCCUCCAGUCUGUCCCACCCCCACCAUUAAAAAAAGACAUUGGAAAGGACUUUUGUGUAUGGGCCUGUAACAUGGUUUGGCCAAAAAGUUUUGACAUUGAUAUCAAGCAACAGUGCAGUUGUCUAUGUGAAAAGAAUCACUUUUGCUUUUUUUCUACAGCAAAAACAGUAUAAAAAAAAUUAGGAUAUUCAAAACAACUGAUAAUCAUUGAGGCAUUCUGUACAAAUUCACAUAAGUUGACAUCUUCAUUGAGUUCAUAUUAUGAUCUAACUUGCUUUGUGUGUUUAAAAAAUUGCCAGAAUAGGUGUUAUAUUUAUUUUUUUUGUUGUAUUUUAUUUGUUAUUUAAUGUUUUAUUUUACCAGGAAGUGAUCUUUUGCAAAGAAAACCUGGUUUGAAAGAGCAACAAGGACAAAUGUUACAAUGUUAAUUAUUUUUUAUUUAAUUUAAGUUAAUUUAAGUUAAUAUGUAACUUAAUUCUAUUUAAUUUUACUCUUCGUGUAGGUCUCAACGUUCCAGUGUUAAGCUGCAUGUUUCUGCUUUUUCUCUUCUAAUCCAUUUCUUUAUGAGUGGACUGUCCUCUUUCCUGCCACAUUCUGCUCCAUGGGUAUUGGUGCUGUAAUAAAGCCCUGGUUUGAACUGUCUGGUGGAAGCUUCUAAGUCUCUAUUCUGCACUGUAAAUAAAUAGAUUUCCGUGAACUACAUAAA
Anguilla rostrata (American eel) is the source of this 2466-nucleotide messenger RNA. Its product is annotated as paraspeckle component 1-like. The transcript has 9 exons. Gene Ontology annotation, biological process: regulation of DNA-templated transcription. The coding region runs from base 173 to 1723 and encodes 516 amino acids. The record is from RefSeq and is a predicted model, not a curated record. Gene Ontology annotation, molecular function: RNA binding. NCBI's taxonomy places the organism in Eukaryota, Metazoa, Chordata, Actinopteri, Anguilliformes, Anguillidae. Gene Ontology annotation, cellular component: nucleus.